AUGCAAGGCUUCAAUAUGGGACGGUAUGUCCCACCAGACCAAGAAGGAGUCCUAUCCGGCAACCAACUAGCGAAGAAACAUCCUCUUGGAGCUCGGGCGCGUCACCCGGGAGCGUUGGUCGUACGCUUCGAAAUGCCAUUCGCAGUCUGGUGCACGACAUGCAAACCACACGAAACGAUCAUCGGCCAGGGCGUGCGCUUCAACGCGGAGAAGAGAAAGGUCGGGAAUUACUACUCCACGCCGAUCUACAGUUUUCGCAUGAAACAUACUGUUUGUGGUGGGACGAUCGAGAUCAAGACCGACCCCCAAAACACGGCCUACAUCGUUACUGAAGGUGGCAAGAAACGGGAUACCGGUGACGACAAGGAGUUACAGCCGGGUGAAAUCGCGAUCAAACCGUACGCCAUGGGGCAGGACCCUGCGGAAAAGGAUCCAUUUUCGAAACUCGAGGGAAAAGUCGAAGACAAGCGUCGUGCGAAGACGGAGGCUACUCGCAUUCUUGAGCUCCAGCAGCGCCAAAAUCGGGACUGGGAAGAUCCGUAUGAGAAAUCGAUGCGGUUGCGGCGGACGUUCCGGCAGGAGCGCAAGGGUCUUGAAAAGGCAGAGGCUGGCCGGGAAGCCUUGAAAGAUAAGAUGAGUCUUGGGAUUGACCUUGUGGAUGAAACGGAGUCGGAUCGACAGAGAGCUCAGAUGGUUGAUUUUGGGGAUGAUCGGGCUGCUGUUGGUGCUCAUGCUGCUCGGGCCACUCGUGUUCGGCCGAUGUUUGCGCAAGGUGUCGCGAAACUUCCACAGAAAGCGGAUUCUCAUGGCAGGAAAUCUCGGUCUGCUAAACGGGCUAAGGCGGCUGAUCUUGUCGCCUCCCGGAAAGCUUCUCUUCGCAGUGAGUUGAGUGGCAAUACGCGCGCUACUAUUGACCCGUUCUUGGUGGAUGAUCCGGAUGAUCCAAACGGGUGGCAGCCCGGGAAGAAAAGGAAGAUUGUCGAGCCUUCGACCCCAACACCUCGUUCAGAUACUACCAGCGUCCACUCUGCGGACAUGCGUGGGAAACGGGAUAUUACCUCCAAAGAGAUACCUACCCCAGUCGCAACACCCGUGCUGGUUAGCUAUGCUUCUGAUUCGGAGUAA
This is a messenger RNA of Penicillium arizonense, 1125 nucleotides long. RefSeq names its product Saf4/Yju2 family protein. The record is from RefSeq and is a predicted model, not a curated record. Gene Ontology annotation, cellular component: post-mRNA release spliceosomal complex; U2-type spliceosomal complex. Bases 1 to 1125 code for a protein of 374 amino acids. The transcript has 2 exons. NCBI's taxonomy places the organism in Eukaryota, Fungi, Ascomycota, Eurotiomycetes, Eurotiales, Aspergillaceae. Gene Ontology annotation, biological process: mRNA splicing, via spliceosome.